This is a messenger RNA of Phytophthora sojae, 425 nucleotides long. RefSeq lists its product as hypothetical. Bases 59 to 328 code for a protein of 89 amino acids. The record is from RefSeq and is a predicted model, not a curated record. The transcript is spliced from 2 exons. NCBI's taxonomy places the organism in Eukaryota, Oomycota, Peronosporomycetes, Peronosporales, Peronosporaceae.
CACCAAGCGAGCAAGUGACCAAGCCCCCCCUUCCCCUCCUCCUCCUUAAUCUAUCGCCAUGGUUGCCCGAGCUGCCGCGAAGAAAAGCUCCGUCUGGCUGAGCGACCCCUCCACGUACCCUCUGCUCGCCGCCUUGGGCGUGGCCACCGUCAUGUGCCUAUCGACGGGCGUGCGCCACCUGACGGCCAGCCCCGACGUCAAGUGGAACCGCGAGGUCCGCAAGAACCCGGACAUGGCGCUCAGGGACCGCUCGGACUGGCGCUCGCACCGCAAGUACAUCUCGGAGCUGCAUGCGAACGCCGUCAACGCGUACCACGACAAGAAGUAGGCUUCGGAUCCUCUUCCGCCGUCCCCUAUCAGCCCACUUCAGUGCUCACGCACCUCAUAACCAAAAACAUCAGUAAAAGCACAUUGUGUUGGCCUUC